UCAAAUCGGUUGUCAAUGGUAACCGAACUAGCAGCGCGGUCUCGUGUAGCUCCACCCAAUUCUCGUUUCAUCCCUUUCAACAAACAUCGAACCGCAAAGCUGAAGAUGGCGGAACAAAACACAGAAAAGGGAAUGGCUAUAUUUUUGGAUGUAUUUCGUCGAGCAGAUAGAAAUGACGAUGGUGCAAUAUCUUGGACUGAAUUCCUUGGAUUUUUUGCUGAUGGUGUUAUGGGGAAAGAAGAACUCAAAGCUUUGUUUGAUGAAAUUGAUACACAUAAUACCAAUAAUAUUGAUACGGAGGAGCUCUGUGCUUACUUCUCUUUACAUCUUGGAGCAUUUAAAGAUAUUUAUGCUGUACUUGAUGACCUCAACUCCAAUAUGACCAGUGUCUUAUUUUCUACCUCUCAAACAUACAAAGACUCAUCUCGGAAAGAACAGUUUGUGACCAGAUUUUUACUGCAUGAGAUUCUGAAUCAGUUUACUGCUGUUCAACGAGCAAUGGAGAAUGCUUCUGAUGCUUUAGACGAACAAGCUAGAGAGCAAAAUGAAGAUAUUGUUCCAGUCAUGAUGGACACUCCUUCAAAGGUAGUAAAUGCAGCUAUUGUCCCUGGCCGUGUAGCCAGAAGAGCAAGGCGCCAGAUGUCAAUGCCAAAUCCCACAUCUAGCAGCAAUGUAACUGAGACAGAAUUUGGUGGAAACGUUUCACAGACUACUCUAUCAACACAACUGUAUCGACUGUCAAGUCUGGUUGACAGACUGGAGAACAGAAUCAAUUUCGAUGGGUUUGUUGAUGAAGAGGUGGAUGUGCAGGAUGAUGGUGAGAUAAUCCUUCUGCAGAGAAAUUUCAUUAUAAAAUUGGAUUCCAAGGAAACUUUUAAAAACAAAAUGCGAAACUAUAUUGAAGCCCUCCAUAAAAUAUCUGGUUGUUUAAACUCCAGUGUACGUAGUUUCAAAAACAGUGGCAAGUUAACCCUUUAUGAAGUUUGGAGUUCUGAGUUCCAGCAAGCAAGGUUUGCUGAGAGCAGUGAAUGGAAAACUUUUGAGGAACAAAUUUCUGAGAUGUUGGAUGACGAAAUUGAAGUCAAGACAAUGAAUAUUCCAGACAAUGGUGUAUGCCUGACAAAAAAAACACAACAAAAAAUCAAUGAAAAUUACCGCAUUGGUGGCAGAAAAGUUUCUGAAGUGAUCGACCCACAUAUUUUGACCCUGGCAGCCAAUCUUUGACUCUGGUUAGCUAGCUAGUAGCUAGCUUAUUGUAAUUUGUAUUGUAAAGAAAUAGAAAAAAAACCCCCAAAAAAAC
Messenger RNA from Octopus sinensis (East Asian common octopus), 1300 nucleotides. Its product is annotated as N-terminal EF-hand calcium-binding protein 1-like. Gene Ontology annotation, molecular function: calcium ion binding. Gene Ontology annotation, biological process: regulation of amyloid precursor protein biosynthetic process. The record is from RefSeq and is a predicted model, not a curated record. The transcript has 13 exons. The coding region runs from base 16 to 1224 and encodes 402 amino acids. NCBI's taxonomy places the organism in Eukaryota, Metazoa, Mollusca, Cephalopoda, Octopoda, Octopodidae. Gene Ontology annotation, cellular component: cytoplasm.